Messenger RNA from Serendipita indica DSM 11827, 501 nucleotides. The record is from the annotation of a GenBank genome assembly. Lineage: Eukaryota; Fungi; Basidiomycota; Agaricomycetes; Sebacinales; Serendipitaceae.
AUGCCGUCUCGUCCAGAUCGUUGGUCACAGUAUGAUGAAGCUCCGUAUCGAACAGGCGGAAUGGAACGAGUAGGCUAUGAUGAAGAAACCGGUCGAUACUACUUCCAAGAGGGCACAGAAUUGUACGAAGGCGAGCCCGGAGCUGAAUUUGGCGGAGAGCUGAGACAUAUUGGACCUGCACCACCGCGCAGGACAGUCACACGGGAUGCCAGCGACGAUAAUAGACUCGGCUGGCGGCAGCUCGCGCCGUUUCUCUUACUCGUCUUUGUCGUACUCCUUCUCGUCAUUCGCUACUUUUCGUCGUUUUCCGUCUUUAUGCCCACUCCCAUUACUUGUGAGGAUAACCAGGAGGUGUACCGGGCAGCCAAGGGUGACAAUUGCUGGGUGAUUGCCAACGGAAGAGGAUGGACAACGGACGAUCUCUUCAAGUAUAACCCGGGCUUGGACUGUAAUCCGCUGGCCGUUGGGACGCAGAUUUGUCUCCCCCCUCUACCGUACUAA